UGGAGCCCAAGGACCCGAUUACGGUCCCCUAAAACCCACUGCUUAGCGAACUGAACAGCGGAGCUCUUCUCUUGUUUGUUCUCUGAGGCCAAGCAUCAAACAGUUGAGCUACAUACACAAAUGGGAAGCGGUGGCGGCAGAGGCAGAGGAGGUUCUCGCACUCAGAGACGCCACUUCCGUCAGAACAGAGAGAACGUCUGGAAGCGUCCCAAGUCUGACCCUUCCUCUGAGAACAACCCUGAAAACAAUGGCGAAAAUCGUGGCUGGCAGCCCUUUGCCACUCAGAAUCCCGCAUUCGAUGAAUAUUAUAAGGAGCAAGGGAUAGUGACCCCAGAAGAGUGGGAUGGAUUCAUUGAAGUUCUUCGAAAGCCGUUGCCUGCUGCUUUUAGAAUCAAUUCAAGUAGCCAAUUUUGUUCGGACAUCCGAACCCAGUUGGAGAAUGACUUUAUGAUAUCUCUUCAAGCUGAGGUAAGCGAGGGGGGUGAACUGGUGCCUAUUAGGCCAUUGCCUUGGUACCCUGAGAAUCUUGCUUGGCAUUCAAAUUUUUCUCGCAUGCAGCUGAGGAAGAACCAAACACUUGAGAGGUUUCAUGAGUUCUUAAAGCUUGAAAAUGAGAUUGGAAACAUCACAAGACAGGAGGCUGUCAGCAUGGUACCUCCUCUAUUCCUUGAUGUACGUCCAGAUCAUUUUGUACUUGAUAUGUGUGCUGCACCAGGUUCAAAAACAUUCCAAUUGCUUGAGAUUAUACACCGAUCAACAAAACCUGGAUCCCUACCUGAUGGACUGGUCGUAGCAAAUGAUCUUGACGUCCAAAGAUGUAAUCUACUCAUCCAUCAAACAAAAAGAAUGUGCACAGCCAACUUGAUAGUCACAAAUCAUGAAGCUCAGCACUUUCCUGGCUGCCGUUUAAAAAAAAGUUGUUCUACUGCUUCUGAAAUAGGAGCUGAAAAGGAGCCACCCAUCAGCCAACUUGUCUUUGAUCGUGUUUUAUGUGAUGUCCCUUGCAGUGGAGAUGGUACCCUUCGCAAGGCUCCUGAUAUCUGGAGGAAAUGGCAUGUUGGAUUGGGCAACGGGGUCCAUCCUCUACAAGUUCAGAUAGCUAUGCGAGGUUUAUCUUUGCUUAAAGUUGGCGGAAGAAUGGUUUACUCUACCUGCUCCAUGAAUCCAGUUGAGAAUGAGGCUGUGAUUGCUGAGAUUUUACGGAAAUGUAAUGGGUCUGUUGAGCUUGUUGAUGUCUCUAGUGAGCUUCCUCAACUUGUUCGGCGGCCGGGUCUUAAAAUGUGGAAGGUACGUGACAAGGGUAGGUGGUUAGUUUCCCACAAAAAUGUCAGCAAAUAUCGCAAAUCUGUCAUUGUUCCCAGCAUGUUUCCUUCUGGAAGAAGGUUUACAGAACCAACGGACCAUAAUGGUAGUAUGGAAGUGGAAGAAAAGCAUGAGAAUGGUGAAAAUGGAAAUGUUGAAGAAGCAUUGGAGUCAAGCGAUGAUCCUGCAACUGUAGCCAAUGAACAAGAUGAGGAAGUUUCUGAUUUUCCAUUAGAACGCUGCAUGAGGAUAGUGCCGCAUGAUCAAAAUGGUGGAGCUUUCUUCAUUGCUGUCUUCCACAAACGUUCGGAUUUGCCAGGUGAUUUAUUCAAUUUUUUAUUAUUUUUAAUAUAUUGGAAUGAUGAGCCGCAGGUACAAUUACAAAAUCAGAGUACUGAAGAUACAAAUGGGAUUGUGGCUAGUUCGGCAGAUGGUACAGAUGAGCCAUUUUCUGAAGCAGCUUCAGAGGCAGAGUUGAUAAAGGAUGAACUAGAUGGGGAUUCUUUGGAACUUGAUCCGUCCGUUACAUGUGAAGAAAAUGUAAAUGUAUUGGAGGAAGCCCAAGCGCCUAGUGAUAAGGAAAUUGAUCCCAAGAAAACUGGAGGAAAGAGGAAGUUGCAGACUCAAGGCAAGUGGAGAGGUGUUGACCCUGUUGUUUUCUUUAAAGAUGAAGCCACCAUCAAUAGCAUAAAGACAUUCUAUGGCAUUGAUGACUCAUUUCCCUUUAAUGGCCACCUUGUCACAAGAAACAGUGAUGCUAAUCAUGUGAAGAGAAUUUACUACGUCUCAAAGUCAGUCAAAGAUGUUCUUGAACUGAAUUUCUCUGUUGGACAGCAACUUAAGAUAACCUCCAUUGGGCUAAAGAUGUUUGAACGACAAACUGCAAGAGAAGGAAAUUUGGCUCCUUGUUCAUUUCGGAUAUCAUCAGAAGGAUUGCCACUUAUUCUUCCAUACAUCACCAAACAGAUUGUAUAUGCAUCCCCGGUGGACUUUAAGCAUCUUCUUCAAUAUAAAAGUAUCAAGUUUGCAGAUUUUGUUGAUGCUGAGCUUGGCCAGAAAGCAUCAGGCUUAAUGUCAGGAUGCUGUGUAAUAGUUUUGAGGAAAGAUGGCAAAGCCUCGUCGGAUUCCAUUGAAGUAGAUGAUUCAACAAUAGCCAUUGGAUGCUGGAAAGGUAAGUCCAGUUUGUCUGUGAUGGUCACUGCAAUUGACUGCCAAGAACUGCUAGAAAGGCUUUUGAUGCGCAUGGAAACCGAGAAGGGAUCUGCGGAGAAGAAAGACAAAGCCUCUAAUGCCAAGGAGGAUGAGGAACAGGACAUAAAGGAUAUGGAAAAGAAUGGUGACGAGGAAAGUAUCAUACUGGAAACUGAGGGUUAAGCGACAACUUCUGGGCUUCCAGAUUUCCAUUGUUGUACUCUAAUUUCAUAAUUUAAUACAGGGGUUGUAAUUGAUAUGCCAUGACUUCAUUUUAUCUUUAAUAUUUCUACGAAAUUGGAUUUUCUUAUUUUAGCAUGGAAGACAUCUUUGUAUUUUGCCUCAUCAAGUUGUUGCAUAAUCUUGAGAACAGAGCAAUUUUGAUCUAGUAUAUUAAUCAU
This is a messenger RNA of Prunus mume (Japanese apricot), 2894 nucleotides long. Lineage: Eukaryota; Viridiplantae; Streptophyta; Magnoliopsida; Rosales; Rosaceae. The record is from RefSeq and is a predicted model, not a curated record.